GAUUAUAAACCCAGUCAACCGAUCGAUGUUACUCAUUGAGAAACUAGACUUAUUUUAAAUUACCGUCUAAACAAUGUCUAUCUACAUAUUAUAAGUAUUUUUUAAAGUUAUAAGCCACGUCUGUGGCACGCUGCAUCUCAUCAACAUGGCAGCUGGAGGCAACCAAACAUCGCCACAGUCUCCGAGUCCCGUAAUAUUUGCUCGCAAUUUUUUUCGGGCCCUUAACGAUUCGGGGGCGGUCAAUGGGAACAAUUUAAUCGUCUCACCAGUUGCGGCACGCAGUGCCAUGACUCUGGUGCUGAUGGGCUCCGGCGGAAAGAGUGCGGACGAGUUGCGUUCCGGUCUUUUGCUGGGCACUGUAAGAAAACUGGAAAUCGCCAGGCAACAUGCCGAGUUCUUGAACACGGAUUGCGUUUGCAAUCCGAAGGGAGUCUCAAUGCGCUUAGCCACCGGGCUGUAUGUCAAACACGAUCAGCAGCUGCACGCCGACUUCAAUUUGAAAGCUGUGCAGUUCUUCAACGCUCAGGCAGAUGGACUCAACUUUGCCGAUGCGGCAGCUGCAAUGCAGCAUGUCAAUAAAUGGCUCGAGCGGCAAACAUUUUACACUGUUCGCCAUUUGCUUAGUCCGGCAUCUUUCAAUCCGAAUUCGAGCGUUAUUUUGGUCAACUCCCUGUACUUUCGAGCCAAGUGGGCAACGCGCUUCUCCGUGGAGCGCACUGCGAUAGACGAUUUCUGGAUCAACCAAAAUCAGAGAAUGAUGGUGCCCAUGAUGCGACAGGAGGGACAAUUCCGCUUUGGCGAGUCGCGAAGGCUGAAAUCGCGUAUUCUGCAGUUGCCCUUUGAGGAAUCGGACAUUUACAUGCUGUUCAUAGUGCCACAUGCCGUAAAUGGCCUUGCCGCGCUGGAAUCGAAGCUAAGCAAGCUGGAUUUGAACGAAGUGGCACGAAAGGCAGUGAUGCAUGAUGUUGAUGUAACGUUGCCCAAGUUCAAGAUCGAAUGCGAGGUGGAUUUAAAAUUGCCCCUACAGAAAUUGGGAGUAAGGCGCAUCUUUGAGCCAGGCGCCGCUGAUCUGAGUAGACUGUUUGCCAAAAAGUCGCCCCAUCGCAUUACAGAGGCAAGACAGAAAGUCUCUUUAAAUGUAAACGAAUCCGGCUGUGGCACAGCGGACCACACACAAGGUCGAGUUGCUGCCGCAAAGGUCAAUCCGGAGCGGAAAGUGUUUAAGGCGAAUCAGCCAUUUGUGUUUGCCAUACGGAGCAAUAAAACAGUCUAUUUUGUGGGUCAUUUUCUCAAGCCCUGAUUAGCCCAAGCAACUGACAUUGUAAUUUACAAAUAAAUCAAUGAGUAUAACACUUAA
Messenger RNA from Drosophila grimshawi, 1357 nucleotides. Its product is annotated as serine protease inhibitor 42Dd. Bases 146 to 1300 code for a protein of 384 amino acids. NCBI's taxonomy places the organism in Eukaryota, Metazoa, Arthropoda, Insecta, Diptera, Drosophilidae. The record is from RefSeq and is a predicted model, not a curated record. The transcript has 4 exons. Gene Ontology annotation, molecular function: serine-type endopeptidase inhibitor activity.